This is a messenger RNA of Symbiodinium pilosum, 630 nucleotides long. NCBI's taxonomy places the organism in Eukaryota, Dinophyceae, Suessiales, Symbiodiniaceae. The record is from the annotation of a GenBank genome assembly.
GACGAAGAGCGUGGGCAAAUUAGCUACGAGGCCCGCACCAUCCGCAAUGCGAAGGACAAGGCGCAGCGAGCUCUCAAAAUCAAAGGCACCAACUACAGGGACUUGGCGGACCGUUUUGACAAAGAUCCAACCUUUGCGGCCCGGCAAGCGGAGCAUGGCCUGACACGCAUGGACAUGCGUCGGCUCCAGGCGAAUUUCCGGGCCUCCAAGUCCGAAGUCAAUGCCAAGCUUGUCAUCUAUGAUGGCGUUGGCAUCGAGGAGCUGCAGGCAUUGGGACUGGCUGAUCAGCAGAUGCGCGUGAACAUGGGGUUGGCCCUCGGCAACGAGGAUGCCCGAAAGGUUCUCACCUUUAAUGGACUCGUGAACCUGCAGGCCACAACCUUCGACUCGCUCAAGGAGGAGAUAAAUGAGCUGAUUGUGGGCAGCCAUGAGGCGGCCAAGGCUAAGGUCAGGUCCGACCAGCCGGCACGUGCCAAGCAGUCUGCGAUUUCCAAGGCUAAGUCUAAGGCUAGCCCAUCCACUGUCCGUCCGCAGUGGUCUGAAGAAGACUGGAACAAGUGGAAUUACGGAGGCUAUCACGGCCGCACAUGGUGCUCGGCCGCCGAAUGGCGCCGGUACUGGGGCCAUUAA